UUUCCCAAGAUAAUUUUCUAACAAGACAACAAAAACAACAGAAUGGAAAUGGAACAAAUACUGUUAUGCCUUCCAUUAAGGAAAAGACGGAGAAAACUAUGCAAUUGCUUGUUAGAAGCACAAAGGAUAUCCAAAAUUCAACUUUCCGUCCGCCCGAAUAUUCCAAUCCCCAACCCAAUAAAAGCCUGCAUUUUGUUUUCCUUCAACCCUUCCACUCAAUCAGUUUCAAGCAUCGUUCUGAUAAGUCAGCAGAAGAUUAUAUCAUCGUAAGAUGAAGUUUGAAAAGAUCCUCAAGAGCCUCAUCGAGCAGACCUUGCCCAGUUGGCGUGACAAGUUCUUGUGCUACAAAAUCUUGAAGAAACAGUUGAAACUUAUGUGUUCCGAAGAUGGCCAAAUUGAUGCCAACCAACUCAACCGCUUCCUUAGCCUUUUGCAGCAAGAGAUCGAUAAGUUUAACACUUUCUUUAUUGAAAAGGAAGAAGAAUAUGUCAUCAAAGGAAAGGAGUUGCAAGAGAAAGUUAUGGAAGCCUUGGAUUUAAACGUAGACUUAAUGUUAGAAAUAGUAGAUUUUCACGGAGAGAUGGUUUUGCUAGAGAACUAUAGUAUUCUCAACUACACAGGUUUGGUGAAGAUAAUAAAGAAGCACGAUAAGAAAACUGGUGCUCUACUUCGCGUGCCUUUUAUCCAAGAUGUGGUGAAGCAGCCCUUCUAUGAAAUUGACGUAAUUAACAAGCUUGUGAAGGAGUGUGAGGUACUGAGUAUUCUAUUCACCAAUGGUCUGGACUCACCGAUGGGCCAAAGUUUUAUGGAAAAUGGUUUUGGCUCCGUCAGUAUCAAUGAAAAUGAAGAGACUGUAAUGCAUGUUCCAGAAGAACUUUCUGACCUAAAAAACAUGAAGAACAUGUAUAUCGAACUGACACUGUCAGCGCUGCAUACCUUGGAACAAAUCAGGGGUAGAGGGUCAACUCAGAACAUGUUCUCAUCACCUUCCCCAUAACUAGCCUUUGCAUCUGCAAGAGGCUUCAAACGAAAGAUAAAUGCACUACAGAUAGCAACCUAGUACAUAAGAAUAACAUGGAUCUUCUCGUGUUUUUUCUUUAUAAAUAUAUAUACGGUUGAUAUACAUAGAGAAAGAGACUAAUGGGAAUCUCAGACACGUGAUGUUGUGUUGUUGAAUCUUAGUGUAAUGCUCUUUUCUUUGUGGAGAUCCAACUCAAUAAAUUUUAAUGGAAAACUUGUUUUACUUAGUAAUUAGUAUAUAUAGUUUGUGAUGGUAGGUGGGUGUGGCUUGAUUUUUAUUUUGUUUUCCUUGUCUGUUUUCAAUGUAUAAAAUGGUUUCUUCAAUGUAGGUAUUAUGUACUUCUUUUUAUUACAUAAGAUAGUCUAACAUCGCUUAAAAAUUAAGUAUAAGAUAGUUUAAAUAUUUUUUAUUUUUUUACUCUAUUAUGCCUUCAUAAAACUUACUACCAAUGUUACAUGCAAUUUUGUAAACUUUUAUAUGAAAUUGUAUGUUACUUGCAGUGUUCAUCAUAGAGUUUUAGUCUUAGUUAUUCCCAUUACUCGUUAGUAAUUAUCUCAGUGAUUUUUAGAAACUGAAAAACCCUUAGUUCGACACAUCAAACAAUUUACUUGUAACGAAGGAAUGGGAGUUUUGGUACAGUAAAGGGGUCACCUUUCACCUGUUAAGUAACUUCUCUUCAUUAUUCAUAAAUUUUAUAAUAACAUUUGUAAAUAUAUAAUUAAAAGAAACUUCAAUAAAAAUGAGUCAUUUUUAACAAUUGAAUUAAAUGUCUGUUUGCAUUUGUAAGAUAAAUGAGUCCUAAAAUAAUGCGAUCUUUUGCAUUAGAUUUUCAUAAGAGAGACAAAAGACAAUACCUUUAGUAAGGAAAGAAAAGAAGUAACUGAGAGAGAAUAAAAUAAAAACAACUGGUAUAUUCUAUAAGUAUUAAACUAGCUUUGAGUAAAGAAAUCCAAUAUAUAGAGUUUAAUUUGUUGUUUAGUCGAGUACCAAUUGGCUUUUUUUAUAUUGUUCUCCACAUUGGUAAAGAGAUCUAAUAGAUAUGAUAAAUUCAUUAAUUAUUAUUAGUGAAAAAUUUUCCUAAACUAAGUCCAACAAGUUUUUUCUCCAUAUUAAGAUUUUCCCACAACUUUUGGUGUCUACUAAUUUCUCUUAUUUAUUUUGUACAUCUUAUUAUUUUACACAAUAUAGGAAAUAUUUAAUCUGAAUUUUACUUCUAUUUUUGUUAUCUUCAUCAAAGAAAGUUUUCCUGGUAAUAAAAGGAACAAGGUUUUCUAAAAGAAAUAUCAAACUAAAUGCCAGCCUACUCUGCGUAUAUCAAACAUAGUCUUCAUUAAGAUUCAUAAAACUUUCCUAA
Molecule: messenger RNA, 2375 nt
Organism: Vigna radiata var. radiata (mung bean)
Lineage: Eukaryota; Viridiplantae; Streptophyta; Magnoliopsida; Fabales; Fabaceae
Product: SPX domain-containing protein 2
Exons: 3
Coding region: 272-997 (241 amino acids)
Biological process (GO): cellular response to phosphate starvation
Source: RefSeq, a predicted model, not a curated record